This is a messenger RNA of Anarrhichthys ocellatus (wolf-eel), 3140 nucleotides long. RefSeq names its product DEAH (Asp-Glu-Ala-His) box polypeptide 32a (gene dhx32a). Gene Ontology annotation, cellular component: intracellular anatomical structure; spliceosomal complex. Bases 81 to 2435 code for a protein of 784 amino acids. The record is from RefSeq and is a predicted model, not a curated record. The transcript is spliced from 11 exons. Gene Ontology annotation, molecular function: RNA binding; helicase activity. Lineage: Eukaryota; Metazoa; Chordata; Actinopteri; Perciformes; Anarhichadidae.
AACUCUUCACAGCUUAAUAAAUAUAGUUUCAGCAAAUUAAGAAGCCGGGUAGAGAGAGAAAGACUCUGGUCAUUUAUCACAUGCGAAUAGAGGAUAAUGUUUCACGGAAACGGAUUAUUCUUUUGAAUCGUUACGAUAUUACACUAAAUGGAGCCGUAGCUGGAGUGGUAGGAAACACAUUUAUGAACUGUCGUACAACAAAUAUACAUAUAUGUGUCAUGUCUGAUGAAAACAUUUCAGCGGAGCCAGAGAUUUGCCCUGAAUGUGAGAUCGAAUGUCCUGCGGAGGAUCCAUUUGGCUUUGGAGAUGAUCUGGAGUUAAAUCAAUUCGAUGGAUUGCCAUUUUCCUCACGUUACUACAAACUGCUGAAAGAGAGGAAGACUCUGUCAGUGUGGAAGGUCAGGGGCGAGUUUGAAGAUGCUCUGGUAAAGAACCAACUGGUUAUUGUGUCUGGGACAGCGAAGACUGGGAGGAGUACACAGAUCCCUCAGUGGUGUGCAGAGUUCUGUCUCUCCGCCCAGUACCAGCACGGCAUGGUUGUGUGCACGCAGACCAACAAACAGCAAGCUGUAGAUCUGACCCUGCGCGUAGCUGAUGAAAUGGACGUCAACAUAGGCCAUGAAGUGGGCUACACCAUCCCUCUGGAGAACUGCUGCUCCUCCGACACUGUUCUGAGGUACUGCACCGACCAUAUGCUGCUGAGGGAGAUGAUGUCGGACCCUUUUCUGGAGCACUACGGGGUCAUCAUCAUCGACCAGGCCCACGAGAGGACAGUCAGCACGGACACACUGCUGGGUCUCCUCAAGGACAUCCUGCUGCAGAGGCCUGAGCUCAGAGUGGUGGUCCUCGCCGUCCCACCCGCGACCGACAAGCUGAUGAGCUACUACGACAGCGUCCCGCUCAUCAGCCUGGAGGCCUCGUCUCCCGCUGAGGCGGUCCACAGCAACGGCGGCAACAAAGACUACUUCUUCUCAGCGCUGAGACUGGUGCUGGAGAUCCAUCGAACCAAAGAGGAGGGAGAUGUUGUUGUGGUUUUUGCCUCAGCUGAUGAGGUCCAUUGUGCCCACAGCAUCCUCCAGAGAGAAGGCACCAGGCUGGGAGCGGAGCUGGGCCAGAUGGUUCCUGUGGUGCUGUGCCCCCGCCGGGGAGGGCUACUGCCUGAGCAACCCGGCUCCAAGAGGUCCAGGAGGGUUUUCCUCUCUACCACACAGGGGGAGGAUAUGUGGUGGGCCACAGAGUCCAUCAACUUUGUCAUUGACACAGGAGUCCAGAAGAAGAUGGUGUACAAUCCAAGAAUAAGAGCUAACUCGGAGGUUCUUCAACCCAUCAGUCAAUAUCAGGCAGACAUACGCAGGCGGCUGUCUGGACCAACAGGUAAAUGUUUCUGCCUGUAUCAAGAAGACGGCCAGCUUCCGGCAGAGAACUCCCCACAGAUCUUGGAGUCCAACAUUACACCAACAGUCCUCUUCCUAAAAAGGAUGGAGAUAGCCGGCCUUGGACAGUGUGAUUUCAUCGACAGACCAGAUCCCGAGGGUCUCAUGCAGGCGUUGGAGGAGCUUGAUUACCUCGCAGCUUUAGAUGAUGAUGGCAACUUGUCUGAGAUUGGCAUCAUAAUGUCUGAGAUCCCUCUGGACCCUCAGAUGGCCAAAGCGCUGCUGGCCUCCUGCGAGUUUGACUGCGUGAGUGAGAUGUUGACGAUCGCAGCGAUGCUUUCAGCGUCAAGCUGCUUCCUGGAGCCGCCUGCUGGUAUGACCCACGAAGCAGUCCAGUGUCACAGGAAGUUCCAGCACCCUGAAGGAGAUCACUUCACCCUCAUCAACAUCUACAAUGCCUUCAAACAAAGCCAGAGAGAACAAUACUUCACCGCUGAAAAGUGGUGCCAGGACUAUUUCCUUGAUCAUUCCGCCCUGAAGAAAGCUGAGGCCAUUAGAUCAGAGUUGACGGACACCCUGAACAGGAUCGAGCUUCCCAUCUCCGAGCCCUUCUUUGGAACCAAGACCAACACCCACAACAUCAAAAGAGCUCUGCUGGCCGGUUUCUUCAUGCAGAUCGCACGAGACGUGGACGGAUCGGGAAACUACUUCAUUCUGACACACAAGCACGUGGCUCAGGUGCAUCUCCUGUCCAGCUACGGGCCUCAGUCACACAAGCUGGGGCUGCCCGAGUGGGUUGUUUUCCACGAGUACACCCUGUCAGAGAACUGCAUGAGAACGGUCUCUGAAAUUUCCCCUCAAGUGUACAUUCAAAUGGCGCCCCUGUACUUCUUCUACAAUCUGCCCCCUAGCGAAAGCAAAGACAUCCUGCAGGACAUGUUGGAACCAGACAGAUCCAGGAAAUGUGAAGACGGGAAACAGAAAGCCUCCGCAAUCUGCGGCGAUGCCGACAGUGGCUGUGCAGUGGUGUCGCAGUCUUAUGACAGAUGUGUGAUUCAAUGAUCUAAAAUCAUAAAUGAGCUGUAACCUUUUCAUCAAAUGUUGUGAAAUGUUUAAAGGCAAUGCAAACCAGGGGCUUUAAAAUUAAGUUAUUACAUUGCUUAAACUGAUGAUGGUUACAUGAAGGGUGACUCGUAUGAUGACUGCAUGAUGCAAAAUAUAAAAUCACACUUUUUAUUAACUGUUAGAAAUACCUGGGGUCAGGAAAUGCCUUUUCCCUGAUUGUUUUGUACCUUUUAAUAUUGGCUCUGCUCUCCCCUUCAACACCGUCUGUCUGAGAAUGAAAGUGUCUCAAUGGCUCUUUACAUUUCAAUGAGCAGCAGAGGGGUUGCAGAUGGAUGUUGCUGUACUUUAAAGGGAGAAAAACCUUCCAUCACACCUCUUGUGCACGUAACCAGGAGGAUUCAGAUUCAAAGAGACGGUCCAACACACUGCAUGCACUAGCUGCUGGAGAAAACACUUUAUCUCGUUCCUUACACAAAGCUGGCGGUACACCUUUCUCUUCCGGUUAAUGUGGUAUGUAAAGUUCUGGUUUGAGACUGAAACGUGCCAGAUAAAACAAGGAAAUGAUUGUCGAGACAUGUAGAUAUAUAAAGCAUUUAUUAAACAUAGAUGGUGAGAGAUCUACAGAGAUGUUUACAUAGAAAAUCCUCAGAAUGGUGCAACUCCAUUCACGAUUCACAAGUUUUCACAAAUUAAAUUUAUAUU